Neurospora tetraspora is the source of this 1888-nucleotide messenger RNA. RefSeq lists its product as uncharacterized. Bases 322 to 1749 code for a protein of 475 amino acids. The record is from RefSeq and is a predicted model, not a curated record. NCBI's taxonomy places the organism in Eukaryota, Fungi, Ascomycota, Sordariomycetes, Sordariales, Sordariaceae. The transcript has a single exon.
CUACUGGCUCAGUGAGUGGCCACCUGCUAGCGACCGACAUCGUCCCAUCGCUACCGACAACUCGGACUUGUCCCGGCGCUUUGGCUCACUCAACAAAGCUCCACGCACAACAAGGACAACUCCCGGUCUACCUUACCUACACACAUGUCUCGAUAGCAAGGCAAUAUAACCGCCCUUUUUCUCUUUCGCACCCAUUUGCCCUUCCGUCUACUGUUUCACUGCCCAUCGACAGUACCGGCCGGGCGACUCAACCCAUCCAGCUGGGUCGGAGACGGACGCCGACACCAGCUUCCCAACAAGCAACACAACAACCAACAAACCAUGUUUGAUCCAAACUACUCCAUGGAGGAUCAAGGGCAGCCAGUUGCCGCUGCACCGCCGGCCAACACCCGUGAUGAUGAUCACACAGCCCCCGACGCCGAUGGCUUCCUGAUAGACGGCUUCCCAGAGGGCCAUCAUUUGAGGAUCCACGAUGUACUCCGCAGCCAGCAGCAGCAGCAGCAACGCAACUAUGUACGGCGCCAUCAGGUUGCACGACGACGACAGCGACAUCCGUCGCACCACAAGAUUCAGAAACGCCCUUCAUUAACCACGACCCCAUCGGCAUCGUUGUCCACGACAACCGCGGCAAGGACAACAUCAGCGACAUCAACAGCUUCAGCACCCGCAUCCACAUCCGCAUCGGCAUCGGCGACAGCAUCGGCAUCAGCAUCGGCAUCAGCAUCGGCAUCAGCUUCAGUACCUUUAUUCAUUCCUUGGUGGCUAACGACAGAACCGGCUCCAAAGGUCGCAUCUCCAUCUGCUCGUCAUGUCGUCGACAAGUUGGCGCACGAGCUCAGCGUCCAAAACUUGCAACGGGAGGCUCUUCAAUUGGAGGCUCAAUCCCUUGUGCAACAGCAACAGCAGCAACAACAGCGGAAGGAGCAGGAGCAGCAGCAGGUGCCCUUGUCACCGCCAACUGCCAUGUCGCUGGUACCCGAUACCGCUGCUACUACCACUGCCGAUCAUCAAUCCUGGGCGGGAAUUGGCAGCCUCGAGGUGGAUGACGGGAUUCAGAUGGAUGAUGCAUUUGAGCUUGACGACGCGAACCUUCAAUCUCUUCUUCCCCCUUCAUUCCGCCAAAAUGAUUACUCUUCCAGUGCCGCGUCCUCGAUACCAAAUGCUCCUUCAUCAUCGUCAGGAAACACUUCGGAGAAAAAGAGGCAAGUAAAACACAGUGCCCAGACACAAUCGCGGAGCAUUCAGGCCCUGGUGGAGGAAAUGAUCGAAACCGGUACCCAGUGUAACGUUCGAAGCGCCCCUCUUCCAGCGCCAUCAGCACCCGUUCUAUCGACAUUAGACGACUUGAAAGUCGACCACGGUUACGAUUUUGCAUCAAUGGAGUUGGAGGUCGACGAGCGCUACCUUGACGGAACCGUUGAUGUAUUAGAGGAAGAACGGGCACUGCUCGAGUCGAUACAAGUACGGCGCGCUGGUAGUGGGCCGGCGGGUAUCCGGAAACACACGGUCGAGGGAACUCUCCCUCUCCGUUACCAGUUGUCGGCCGAGGCAGCCAUGCGAUGCGCGACCGUGGUACGGAGUCGGCCCCGAAUGCGCAGGCGAAAAGAGCACGGAACAGGUAGUGUGACCUCGUCGGUUGCCUAUUCGACCAAUUCGUCUCCCAUGGCCCAGCCUGUGCAACCCUCGGAACAACUGCCAUCACAAUACCUACCAGCGAUACCAUCAUCGUCAUAUCACACGCCGCCAUGAUGGACCUCGAAGAUCUUGUGUACAGAUUGAUUAUUGUAUGGGCGUGGGAGUGAGCCCAUUGUCGUUAUUUAUACCCAAUUCUACGACCGCAUAUGUGGAGCAUUUCAAGGAGUUCAGCUGGGAUCCAAUUCUUAUAUGU